Trichobilharzia szidati is the source of this 1479-nucleotide messenger RNA. Lineage: Eukaryota; Metazoa; Platyhelminthes; Trematoda; Strigeidida; Schistosomatidae. The record is from the annotation of a GenBank genome assembly.
AUGGCUUGUAAUCCAGAGACAAGAAGAGUAUUACAGACAAUGUUUAAUUCAAGAUGUGUGAAAGAGAAUACACCAAUUUUAAAACGUUUAAUGGAAUUACGUAAAGAACGUGCAACAAUCUUAGGCUUUCCUACACAUGCAGAUUUCAUGCUUGAUCUACGUAUGGCUAAAACAGCAGCUAAUGUAGACAAUUUUUUAAAUAAUAUUGGUUCAAAGUUAGAGAAAGCUCGUCAGAAAGAGACACAACGUUUGUUGGAAUUGAAGAAGGAAGAGUGUGAACGUUUAGGCUAUCCAUUCAAUAAUCGUAUUGAUCCAUGGGAUAUAAAUUACUAUAUGAAUAAAGUGAAAGAAAAAGAUUAUUCCCUUGAUAUACAAGCAUUGAAAAAAUAUUUCCCUCUGACAAUUAUUAAAUCGGGUAUAUUAAACUUAUAUCAACAUUUGCUGGGUUUAAAAUUUGAGCGUAUCUCCGAUCCGAAUGUAUGGCAUUCAGAAGUUGAAAUGUAUUCAGUAAUCGAUGCACAAUCCAAUAAUCUACUGGGUUAUUUCUAUCUUGAUUUACAUCCACGAGAUGGUAAAUUUGGCCAUGCAGCUGUAUUCAGUUUACAAUCUGGCUGUUGUAGACCAUUGAAUACUCUGCCGUGUGAUAAUCCUCCUAGAAGUGAUGCUGAAAGCAGGGAUCAACUAACACCAACACCAACACCAUCAUUUGAACGUCAAGUGGCAAUAGCUGCAAUGGUAGCUAAUUUUACUGCACCGGAUAAAGAAACUGGUGAAGCUUAUCUAUUACAUGAUGAAGUGAAAACAUUCUUUCAUGAAUUUGGUCAUCUGAUGCACCAUAUAUGUUCGGGUACACAAACUGCAUUAUUUAGUGGAACACAUGUUGAAACUGAUUUUGUAGAAUGUCCAUCACAAAUGUUAGAGAAUUGGGUUUGGUGUGAAGAGGGAUUGAAUGCAUUACUUGGUACUGCUUCUGCUACUACUACUACGCCUACGUCUAUUACGGAGAAUAGUCAAAAGAUACCAAAAGAUAUGUUGAAUAGCUUAAUCAAUUCUCGAAUGGCAAAUGCUGGUCUCUUCUAUUCUAGACAACUUUUAUUAGCUACAUUUGAUCAAGCUAUACACACCACAAAAUGGAAAGAUGAUCCAGUAACUACUUUCAAAGAUUUAAGUGUUAAAUGGACAGGAAAUGAACCUAUACAAGGUACAUUCAUGCCUGCAUCAUUCGGACAUUUAGCUGGAGGAUAUGAUGCGCGAUAUUAUAGUUAUUUGUGGAGUGAAGUGUUUAGUGCUGAUAUGUUUGAAUCACGUUUCAAGUGUGCAGUAGACGGUGGAUGUAUGAGUCAAUGUGUUGGACGUGAUUACAGAGAGAAAAUUCUCUAUCCAGGUGGUUCAAAAGAUGCUAUAGAUAUGUUAAAAGACUUUUUAGGUCGUGAACCUAAUGAUAGAGCUUUCUUUAAAUUAUUAAAUGUUGAAGCAUAA